AUGGAUGAGUUGCUAGAGCGCAGGCGACAACAGCAGGCGAAAACCGCCGCUGCUGCUGGUGGUGCUGCUGCCGGAGCCACCAGUGCUGGUAAUGGCGCUGCAGGUGCGCAGGAAGCAGCAGCAGCAGGUGGAGAGAGUGAGAGGGGUGGUGGGAAGCAAGCAGGGCGGAAGAACAGGCUGCGGAAGAGGAAGCAGGGGGGAGGGCGAGGGGGGGCGGGGGACAGCAGCGAUGGUGACGAGGAGUGGGACUUCCGUAUGGAUGCUGACAGUGAUGAUGACGAUGCUGGUCGUGGUGCUGGUGGUGGGGGAGGAAACAGGGACCCCUUGCAGGGGGGUUACCAGGGGUGGCCGGCAGGCGCGGGGCAGACACAGGGAGAGGGCGGAGGGGUGGGGGAGGACGAGGAGAUGGUUGGAGGCGGUAUGAGGCGGUCGGCGCGCAGCAGGAAGCCGGUGGUGUACCACCUGGGGGAUGACAACGACGAUGAUGACGUCAUGGAGGUGACCGAGGCUGAGGCGGGGGUGAAAGGGGUCAAUGGGGUGGCCGCAGGGGGCGGCGGUCAGCCCAGGAAACCCAGGGCUGACCAAGACGCAGCUGGUGGGGGGGUUGAUGCGAGCAAAGGCUCCGGGGCUGGAGCUGAUAGUAGACAGGGAAUGGCUGGAGACGCCUCGGGGAGGGUGCAAGGAGAGGGGAAUUCCACGGAUGUGCCUAUGGAGGGCAGGCCAGGGGUGUCAAGCCACGCAGCAGGGAAGGAAGAGGGGAGGAGUGGUGAAAGGCGAGGGGACGGGCGGGGCAGCAGUGGUGGGAAGAAGAGUGGUGAUGGGACGAGGAAUGGGUUUAUGCAUGAGGGGGAGGUGGUGGAGAUCAUCUCGUCUGAUGAAGAGGAAGAGGAGAGCGAGGAGGAAGAAGGAGAGGAGGGGGAGGAAGCAAAGCGCUUCUCUGUUCCAGAUCCUGACUUCCACUGCUUCGAUGAUGAUCGCACGGAAGAAACGUUCCGACAAGGCGAUGUAUGGACCCUAUAUGAUGACUCUGACGGCUUCCCCCGCUUCCUCGGCGCCAUCCGCCAGGUGUCUCACGCGCCCUUCUCUUGCACCAUAGUCUGGCUCGAGCCCGCCGCACUCUCCAAGAAGCGCACCGCUGCCGCUGGCGCCAUCACUCAGACCGAGGCCGCAGCUGCUCUGGCCGACCCAGCAGAAAGAACAGAGCCCAGUAUUGGGUACUUCAAAUUCGGCAAACCCACAACGCUCGACUCUGUUAACACCUUCUCCUUCCGAAUCUCCAAGCUGGCUUCCCCGAAUGCGCGCACGGCUACGGUUUUGCCGGAGAUAGGCCAGGUGUGGGCGUUGUAUGCGGAGAAGUCGUUUGCCAGGCGGAGGUACUAUCUGGUGGAGGUGAUACCUGCCGAGUCGUCCAUACCGCUGCCGAGUGACCCCACAGCAGCGUCGGCAGCAGCAGCAGGAGUGCAGGGUGUUACAGCGAUGGGGUGGAGGGCUGUGUGGUUCCUGGAGAGGGUCCCUGGUGGGGUGUUCAGCUCAGUAUUUCAGACCUGUGAUAACGUCUCGGUGACACCAUCCUCUAAUACCGUCUCGCCUAUACUUCUACCAUUCAUGGCUCCGAUCAACACUCCGUCGAACAUGGCGAUUGUUCCGUGCACCACAAGCCCGAAGAACAAGUUCGGGAGGGGCUUCAGGGAGUACGACGAGGAAAACGAGAGGAAUACGAUGGUAGAGAACGUCUACCACAUUAACCAUUCCAAGCAGACCCUGGGAUUCGUUCUCGCAAUGAAGGAAAGGCAUCUGAAACUGGACAAGGCGGAGAUGAGCGUGUGGGAAGCGGCGGAGCUGUUAAACGAGCUCGUGGACGACAGCGAUCCCGAUCUGGAUAUGGCGCAGAUCGAGCAUGCACUACAGGCAGCGGAGGCGAUUAGAAGGGACCACCCGAGCGAGGAAGAAGACUGGUACCCACUCGUUGGGUUCCUUCAUGAUAUGGGGAAGGUUCUCCUGCAUCCGAAGUUCGGCAGCGAACCCCAGUGGGCAGUUGUUGGUGAUACGUUUCCUGUUGGCUGUCGGUUUAGCAACAAGAUCGUCCACUCAAAGUUCUUCAACAGCAAUCCAGACUCGUCAGUUGAAGACCUGAACACAGAGUGUGGUAUUUAUGAGGAAGGCUGCGGAAUGGACAAGGUCCAUAUAUCCUGGGGCCAUGACGAGUAUAUGUAUCAAGUCCUUGUGCAAAACGGCUGCAGCAUUCCACCCCAAGGCCUCUACAUGAUCCGCUAUCACUCAUUCUAUGCUCUGCACAGGGAUGAAGAGUACCAACACCUGAUGGACGACUUUGAUCGGGAGAUGCUUCCAUGGCUCAAGGACUUCAACCAAUACGACCUCUACAGCAAGAGUGCACAGCGCUUGAAUGUGGAGGAGCUCAGGCCCUAUUAUCAACGACUCAUUGCCAAGUACAUCCCUAAGGCAAUUCUCAAGUGGUGA
This is a messenger RNA of Closterium sp. Naga37s-1, 2478 nucleotides long. The record is from the annotation of a GenBank genome assembly. NCBI's taxonomy places the organism in Eukaryota, Viridiplantae, Streptophyta, Zygnematophyceae, Desmidiales, Closteriaceae.